AUGAAGACGAACACGACCCUGCCCGGUUCGAGCAGGGGCCCCCACGACCUGCUCGGGCCCAACAUUGGCCGUGGUAUUGAAGUGAUGCAUUCGCCUGUCGGCCGUGGCUCGCACGAACGACAUGACAUGACCAUGACAUUACAGCUCCUCGCCGACCGGGUCUCGACACGGGGGACGAUGCAUAGAAAUGGCCGGGCAGGCAUGUCUUGGAACGACAACCAUCGCUCGCCGCAGCUCGGGGGCGGGUGCCUGCUCCAAAGCCAAGGCCGGGCGGCACCUCCUUCAUGGCGAUACGAUGCGGACACGGAUCACGAUAUCGGUUGGGGCUUUAUGGUUUUGCUUGGAGACGAUGAAAUGACGGCGCGCAGUCCUCGCAACCAGCGGCGCUCCUCGCACGAUCUCGACGCUGUUGUGGUGUUGAGGGACGAAGGAAGCCCCGGGAGGGGGUUCAAGAUGAGAGGGCGGCGAGGCAGCGGCAGGAAGAAGCAUCUCGAGGCCUGCCGCUGGCGACUUUCAACAGAUCCAAAUGGCCUAUACGACCGCCGUGCUCCUUUGGCUCCUUGUCAGCAUGUGCCCCAUCCGUCCUCGCACUCCUUCUACCCCUACUCCCGAGAGCGACAUGGCACCGGACUUGUCGGUAGCUGGUUGCCAAGGCGCAGGAUGGGGCUCUCAUCACGGGCACGAGAUGACCAGCGACGUCGGCAAUCAUCACCUUGUACAUGA
Molecule: messenger RNA, 723 nt
Organism: Drechmeria coniospora
Lineage: Eukaryota; Fungi; Ascomycota; Sordariomycetes; Hypocreales; Ophiocordycipitaceae
Exons: 1
Coding region: 1-723 (240 amino acids)
Source: RefSeq, a predicted model, not a curated record